Tetrahymena thermophila SB210 is the source of this 2163-nucleotide messenger RNA. Its product is annotated as calpain family cysteine protease. Lineage: Eukaryota; Ciliophora; Oligohymenophorea; Hymenostomatida; Tetrahymenidae. The transcript is spliced from 8 exons. The record is from RefSeq and is a predicted model, not a curated record. Gene Ontology annotation, cellular component: cytoplasm. Gene Ontology annotation, biological process: proteolysis. Gene Ontology annotation, molecular function: calcium-dependent cysteine-type endopeptidase activity.
AUGGAAAUUAAAGUAAUAAAUGAAGAUAAAAAUCUUGUUUUGAGACUUCCUGUUAGUAAUUAGAACACCAAUACCUCUUAGAAUUAAAGAAUCCCUCCAUUGAUUCUUACACAAAAAAUAAUAAAUAAAGAACUUUAGGAUUCGAUUAAAAAGGUUGAAUAAAAUAACAAGCCUGAUGUUGAAAAAGAUUAUUAGUAUGACUAAGGCAUAUAGUCAGCAAGAUCCGUAAUUAUUAGCAAUAGAGAUAUGAGAGAAAGCUUUAAGAGAGAUUCACUCAAUGAUUCAUAACUAUCAAUGUCUUAUGUCAAAUAUAAUUAAAAAGAAAACUCAUCUGCAUUAUAUUAAUCAUAAGCUCAUAGAUUUUCUUUCAACAGAUAUUAAUCAACUGCUGAUCAUUCAAGAAUGACUAAGUAUUUAAAAUCUUAAGCUUUAGAAAAAAGCUGUGCUAGCUCCUAAAGUCAUGAAACAAAUGCUAUAUUUUCUCUUGAUCAUGUACUGCCUUCAUCAAAUAUGGAGACUAAUAGGCUUAUGGCAACUGAUUUUGUAGAAAUAAACUCAAUUAAUAAAGAUAGUAUUUUAAAGGACUUGAAAGAUCUAAAACAAAUUAGAGAAAAAUAUGAAGAUUAAUUAUUUUAUGCUGAUGAGCACGCUUUGCUAACCAACCCAAAAUCUUCUUAAUAUAUCUAAUGGAAGGAGGAUUUUUAAUGGAAAAGAAUAAAAGAUUUAUAUCCUAGAUAUAAAUUUUAGCUUUUGAGCUCUCUUAGUUGUUAGACUUUGAUAAAGCCAGGAGUUGUUGAAAUUCCUUAUUUAAUUACAGUACUAAAUAUACUCAAAGAGUUUCCAAAUAAAAUCAUGAACAUAGUUGAGAAUUAAACUUUAAAUGAUACUUGUUUAUAUUAUGUAAGGUUGUGCUUAGAUGGUGUUUGGAAAUACAUUAGUGUUGACGAUCAGAUACCAUGCGUUAGAAAGUCUAAGGCUACUAAGACUGAGCCCUCCUUUUUAGAUCUACGUCCUAUAUCAUUACAAAGCCACGAUGUAUGGCCUCAUUUAUUGAUGAAAGCAUAUGCUAAGUAUUUAGGAGCAUAUGAAUUGUUGAUGCAAGGAAAUGUAGAAGAAACUCUAAGAGAUUUUACAGGUGCACCAAUUGAGAAGAUAGAAGCUUGUGAUGAGAGAUUACAGUAAAUUGUUUCUUAAGCUUUAGAUAGAAAGUUUAUUGUAUUAGCCUAACCUCAUUAUGAUUUAGAUUAUGAACUUCAGGAAUCUUCAGGAAUUAAAGUUAACAAUUCAUAUCCAAUUACAAAUGUUUUGCUUCUCUAGGGAGAAUGUAUUUUUGAAAUUAAGGAUUUUUAAGGAAAUUGCUAGUGGAGUGAUCCCAUUUUAUUUGAAAAUUUUAAAGAAGAUGACCUAAGAGCUUUACAAAUAGGCGUGAAAUAAAAUGUAUUUUAUAUGAAAAAAACUGAUUUUUAGAGAGUAUUUGAGAAUAUCUCAAUAUGUAAGUCAAAUGAUUAAUUUUAUUACAACUCUACUCCAAUUAGACAUGCUAAGAAUAGAUAUAGCGCUAAAAAGUUUACAUUAAAGUAGAAAGGUGUAUGUUACUUUGAAUUAAAUUAAAAAGACCAAAGAUUGUUUCGUGAAAGUGAUUACAGUUACAUAUAGGGAAGAGUUAUUAUUCUGAAAAAAUAUGAUAGAGAAAAUUUUGAGUUUGUUGAAGGAAUGUGGGGCGUAUCAAGAAAUAUUUCUAUCGAGCUAACUCUAGAUGAAGGAGAGUAUUAUAUAAUUUGUAUACUAGAUUAUGAAAAGAAUAUUAUUGAUACUGUGCUAUCUUAUUAUGGUGAGUAGCCAAUUAAUUGGUCGAAGGUUAAUUUUAAUAAAGAGCCUAAUAUCCUUGAAAAAGCUAUGCAAUAGAUGUGCUACGAGAAAGGCACUAAGAAAGAUAUAACUUAGGAUAUUCAACUUUAUUAAAAUCUAGAAGAAAGGGUCGGAUUGAUUACCUACUUUUAUGAAAAUAUAAGCUCUUAUGAUUCUUAAAAUAUUUUAGUUGAUUUAGAUUUAGAUGAGGACUAAGUAGUACCAUUAUCGAUUCUACCUUCAAAUUAAUUACAACUAUAGCCUCUAUCUAAUUAAAUUUUUAUAUGGAAAAUUAAAAACUUAGAGAAAAAGUGA